Molecule: messenger RNA, 411 nt
Organism: Effrenium voratum
Lineage: Eukaryota; Dinophyceae; Suessiales; Symbiodiniaceae
Source: the annotation of a GenBank genome assembly
AUGUCUCGCUUUGUGGCCCUCCUGCUCAGCGCCGCCGUCGUGCGGAGUGUGGCCUUUGUCGCCCCGAAUGCGCCCAACACCGCCGUGCACCUGAGCGGCGCAUCGCAGAUGCGGGCGGAGAUGCCCCGCGCAGAGGCAGAGGCUGAGGCCACGUCUCCUGUGGGUGCUGUGAUGCUGGCUUCUCUGGUUGGAUUGAUGGUCGGUCUGGCGAGCCCCCAGAUGGCCAUGGCUGAGGAUGCCCCUGCGGCCCCAGCGCCAGUGGACAAGAAGGCCAAGAUGAAGGACGAGAUGGCCAAGGCCCAGGCAGCACUGCAGGCGAACGCCAAGAGCAAGCAAGACCGCCUGAAGGAGCAGAUUCAGCAGUUGAAGGAUCUUGAGAAGACGGCUGAUCUGACCUAUGCCACAAAGUGA